Tripterygium wilfordii is the source of this 1930-nucleotide messenger RNA. RefSeq lists its product as uncharacterized. The record is from RefSeq and is a predicted model, not a curated record. Lineage: Eukaryota; Viridiplantae; Streptophyta; Magnoliopsida; Celastrales; Celastraceae. The transcript is spliced from 5 exons. Bases 990 to 1862 code for a protein of 290 amino acids.
UUCAAACAACAGACCCUAGCACGCUGUCCUUUCUUCUCGGCCUCAAAAUCCUAUUUCAGCCUCGCCGUCCUCAGUCACUGUUUUUUCUCGUCGCUGCCCAUCAUGUUUUCUCGAAUCCGAUUGUAUUGUCAUAUUCUCAACUUAUUUGUUGUAGUCGGUUGGCUAUCGCGUUGUAUGUGUUCGUAUUGCAAUUGGUUGUCUCGCCGUGGUUUUUGUCUCUGAUUUAGUUUACUAGCUUCGUAUAGUUGUGUUUUUUUUUUUUUGGAUCAAGUUCUCGGAUUAAAUUUCGCCUCUUUUGCGUUAUGCUUGUAGACCAUAUGCGAAAAUUGUCUCUGAAAAAGAUUUCGAAUGAAAACGAAAUUCUUUUCUUACUAGUGUGUAGUUGCAUAAUUUUCCACCCUGAAGUUCGAAGUCUUGAGUAGUACUUUAUGUUUAAAGUAUUUGGGUCAUACACAAUCCCAUAUCUGUUCAUGCAUUCAGAGAUCUGACCAUAAUCACUCAUUAAGUCAUGGCCCUCUGGUAGCCAUUUUUGUCCCAUGUUUACAGGCCUAGUUGUCAUCUUGUAAUCCUUCAAAUUUAUAUAUUUCAUUGUUCUGGGUUAAUUUUGGAUUAUUUGCUUCUUUGCCUUGCCUCUUGUUUCUGCCAACUUCUGUUUUCAUGUCGGCAGUUAUAGUUGUUUAUAAAUCAUUUUUGUUAUUUUUUUCUUGGUACUUUGGAGGGAGAUUUUUAAUUUCUCUUCUGUGCUUUAGCUUUGUUUGAAGAUUUCAUAAAUUCAUUUUUUUAGGUUUAUAAUUCCAUUGCAUUUGGUGUGGCCCUGGGUUUACCAAAUUGUGUUUCCUUUUGACAGGCCGAUUAAAAUGGAAUUCACCUAUGAUUUUGUCACUACUAGUGACAUUACGCUAGGGAUUAUUACUUAUGUACGUGCUAACAACCCACGCGGAUAUGAUUUGUGUACUGUUCAAAAGUUUUAAAAACAUGAGCAUGCGGAGAUGGUAUAUAAGACGCUGAUAGAUUUGUUUGGAGACUUGGUACCAGAGACACUAUCUCCCUUUCAAGUUGGAGAGGAUCCUUCAUGGUACCUUGCUAUGUUCCCAUCUCAGAUUCCCUUCGAUCCAUCUGAUUCCGUCGACAAACUCUAUGGAAUCCAGUUCAUAUCAGAAUGGUGUUGGGCCUUUGAUCAUUCGGAGCCUUUCGCGAAGUUCAUGAAAUUUGAUAUUCAAGGUGAGGAUCGACAAGGUGACGAAGCUGAGGUGCGUGAUAAAUUGAAGAAACUUUUUGAGGAGAUCAAUAAAGUAUCUGGUAUUAAAGGUGGUCUAACAGCAGAAUUUGAUGUUUUUUUUAGGCUUUCGACUUGGAUGAUCCAAUUAAAUUAUUUGACAAUAUUCUCUUUGCAACGAAGUUUGAGCGCAUGGAUUUCAUCCAGCGCUUACAUACAUGAUACAUUCCUUGAAAAUAAUCACGACAUUGUGAUUUAUGGUGACGACACUAAGGAUGCAUUUGGGGAGGAUGGCGAUGAACAGUUGAACCAUCUAAUUGAUGAACUUUCGCAAGAGUGGUUCACAGGCGACCUUCGUGUCUUCAUUUCAAGUACAAAACGCACUUGUGAAGUUAUGAUGGAUCCCCAAGAAGCCAAUAUGAGGAGAUGCAUUCAAACCAUAUCAAAAUUGUACCAUUAUGUUGAAGAGAAAAGUGAAUUGGACAAGGCUCAACUUGUGGAGAAAAUCCAUUGCAUCUUUCCGAAGCACAUUGCUGCAUUAGCUCGAGGUUCAAAGAGGUUGAAUUUCCUGAUAUCAUUUGAAUCAUGUGAGGAUUGGAUUGAUGCAUUCGAAAAUGUUAGAGACAUUGUAUUUCAUUUUUCGUGAAAACAUCUGUUAGGACCUUAGGCUUAAUACAAGAGGGGGUAAAUUGUAUAAAGUAAGUCUUUUUAAAA